Molecule: messenger RNA, 195 nt
Organism: Plasmopara halstedii
Lineage: Eukaryota; Oomycota; Peronosporomycetes; Peronosporales; Peronosporaceae
Exons: 2
Coding region: 1-195 (64 amino acids)
Source: RefSeq, a predicted model, not a curated record
AUGCAAAGUGGAGGUUGUAAUGCGGGAUCUAUCGUUGCUAACAAUGCCGAAAUUCAAACAUUUUUGGGGUCGACCGCGAAGGGACUUAGCUUUACGCUGGGCGAAGAUGAUCUUCCUGUUUUGUUUCGUCCACCAGGUCGACCUGUUGGUCAACGACGUAAUCAAUGCGAAGUGGCUGCCUUGCCUCCGGGAUGA